AUGUAUGAUUACCAGCCACUACGUCAGCCGAUAUUAUACGAAUCCGAAUGCGUCAAACAACUUAAGCUCAAGCUCAAUAGCAGUAGUAGCUCUUCAAGGCGAGAUAAUAAAUUUGCCGUCAAGAGCAAGCCGGAUGAGCUGAGAAUUAAUCUGAUAGUAAAGCUCAAGCGGUUCACUAGCGACUACGUGGACUUUAAUACGAGAUCAUAUAACGGACUAGUACCGGCCCCAACAAUCAAAAUUUGUCCCGGUGAUCGUCUGGUAGUGAUGCUCACGAACUCAUUAGAAGCUGGUAAAAGCAACAACACUAACAUACACUUGCAUGGUAUGCACCUGCCGCCAGUAGGGCAGGCGGACAACGUGAUGCCUGUUGUGAAACCGGGCGGCCAACGCAAAUACACAUAUGAUAUACGCCCAGAUCACCCAGCAGGAACAUUUUGGUACCAUCCGCACUCUCACGGCAAUGCGAAUUCUCAACUUAACGGAAUGAUGGCAGGGACGCUCGUUGUGGUAGAUCGACCGGCUGAUUUUCCGACAGAGUUGGCUGAGAUGGACGAUCUUGUAAUGAUUUUACAAGCAAUCUGCGUCGAUGACUGUUUCAAUAUGUUUGACAAUCUUCAAGACUCGAUCGAGAACAAAUUCAGCCCACUUGCAAGAACUCCAAAGGACACGGACACCCCUGAUGAAGAAAGCGAACAGAAGGUUUGGCCGACAGAUCUUGAGAUCGUCGAGAACGAUGCAGACGUCCCGCUGAACGAUACUUCGUUACCUACAGUUUUUGUGAAUGGACAAUACUUGCCCACAGUAGAUCUUGCUAUUAAUGAAUACAAGCGUCUGCGGUUUGUUAAUGCUAUUGCGAACAAUGUGGCCGAAAUCGUGACUACUCGCGACAGCAAUUGCAUGCUGAAUGUGAUUGCCAUGGAUGGCAUCUACUUUGACAAACCUAAGUCAAAGGAAGUAAUUGUGAUCCCUCCUGGAGGACGUGCUGAUGUUGCCAUCAUCUGUGCUAAUACUGGAGAAUUUUAUCUUGAGACUGAUUGUGCAAGCUCACGCAAUAAACUGCUAGGACUUGUGAACCAGCAUCGAGUACCGUCUCAGCGUAUUGUGAAGCUGAAGGUUAUCAAGGAGUAUGAAGAAUUGGAUGAAGGCAAAAUCUCCGCUGUAGCCACGCGUCUGCCGUUGGCGCUCCCAAAACGACCAACGUACAUGGAAAAUACAAUUAAGAGCUCGAAACAUACCCCAAGUGUUGCUGAAAGUAACAAGUACGACUUCGAGUUUUCCGUGUGGAUGGAUAAAAAAGAUAUUGUAUAUGGUGUGAACCAUGAGAGACUCAAUAUGGCAAACAUCAAUUAUUCGAUGCCUGUGAAUGAAUUACAGCAGUGGGAACUUUCUGUCAAAGAUUACAGGAAACCAGCAACAAGGACGUGUGAUUUGGAUGAUGCUACUAGCACGGAACGUCGGUUGGUUAAGUCAGAUGGUUGCCGCACGAUGAGCCAUCCAUUUCAUAUACACUCGACACAUUUUCAAGUCUCGGACAUGGAUGAUGACACUGACCCAGAUGGAAUUUUGUUCGAGAAGGGUGAUUGGCGGGACACUUUGCCGCUCUUCCGUGGAGGUGUGCAGAUCCGGUUUACCCCGCAAAAUUAUAUGAUGGGGCAUAUCUUUGCACACUGCCAUAUCGCUUCUCACGUCGACGGUGGAAUGGCACAAAUCGUGAAUGUAUACAAUCCAAAAGUCCGCGAUGACGAAAAUGAAGAAGACGAAAAUGACAGUAGCUUGGACUUAAAGAGUGAUUUUGACGAAGACGAAGUAGACGAGAGCGAAACAAAUAGUGAAUUUGAGGGAGAGAAACGAUAA
Molecule: messenger RNA, 1857 nt
Organism: Peronospora belbahrii
Lineage: Eukaryota; Oomycota; Peronosporomycetes; Peronosporales; Peronosporaceae
Source: the annotation of a GenBank genome assembly